AUGCCAGCCGGCCUGUUCCUUCUCCUCCCCCUUCCCCCUUCUCCUCUCCCGUGCGCACAGGAGCUGGUGGACGCGUAUAGCUACCGCGAGCGCCUCACCAUGCCCAAGCUCAUCGUCUCCGCUGCCAACGAUGAGUUCUUCGCCCUCGAUGACAGGUGGGGUGCGGUGAUGACAGGAUUCUCAAACGUGACUGACAAAUCGGCCGUGGACGACAGGUGGGCCGUGGACGACAGGUGGGCCGUGGACCACAGGUGGGCCGUGGACCACAGUGCAUUCUACGACCACCAGACCUUGUUCAUUGGGAAUGCACCUCGUCCCACCUCAUACUCCCCUCUCCGCCCCGCAUCCCCCCCGCCCUGUGCACGGCGGGGCAGCUACAACUACUGGGAGGGGCUGCCGGAGCCCAAGUUCCUCAACCUCGCCUUGCUCAUUGGGAAUGCACUAGCUCCCGCUCGGCCCCUCAUCCCUCUCCUCAUCCCCCCCUGUAUCCCCCCCGGCAGCUACAACUACUGGGAGGGGCUGCCGGAGCCCAAGUUCCUGAAGCUGCUGCCCAACAUCGACCACAUGGUGCUGCACUUCUCGCAGUGGUUCAAGGCGCCUCAAUCUCAUUGCAAGUUCCUCAAGCUGCUGCCCAACAUCGACCACAUGGUGCUGCACUUCUCGCAGUGGCAUGGUGGACAUCGUUCUAUUCGCUCUCACCGCUCUGACCACAUUGACCCGUCUGACCACAUUGACCCGUCUGACCACAUUGACCCGUCUGACCUCAUUGACCCGUCUGACCACAUUGACCCGUCUGACCACAUUGACCCGUCUGACCACAUUGACCCAUCUGACCUCAUUGACCCGUCUGACCACAUUGACCCAUCUGACCUCAUUGACCCGUCUGACCACAUUGACCCAUCUGACCUCAUUGACCCGUCUGACCACAUUGACCCGUCUGACCACAUUGACCCAUCUGACCUCAUUGACCCGUCUGACCACAUUGACCCAUCUGACCUCAUUGACCCGUCUGACCACAUUGACCCAUCUGACCUCAUUGACCCGUCUGACCUCAUUGACCCGUCUGACCACAUUGACCCGUCUGACCUCAUUGACCCGUCUGACCUCAUUGAUCCACUCCCAACCAAAAUCUCCCUCUCUCCCCCAUAUACUCUCCCCUCCCCUCCCGUCGCCCCACCCUCCUACUUGUGUCGUGCUGGCAGGACUGGGAAGACCUUCGUGGGCAGCAAACGCCGCGACUUCCGGUUCAUUCUGCACCAAGGCAGGACGGGAUGUGUGCUGCCCUUCCAGGGCCCGGCGGGAAGCUACGUGAGCAGGCUGGGCAAGCUGUGUGUGCAGCCCAUCCCGUUCUUUGCUGAUAAAGUCACGCCCCCUACAAGGAAGGACGAUGGCAAGUGGCAUUUCAGCGCCACCGUCAACGACAUUCCCAAGGUGGGGUAUCGGGCGCUGUGGAUUCAAGUGGACUAUGACCUUCCGAGUUACGACAAGCCAUUUUCCAUCACCACAGAGGCAAUGGUUGCACCAAACAACUACCCCUUUGAGUAUUGUGACACGGCAGAGUGCCAUAACGUACUGGUCCCUCCCUCCCUCCCUGCUGGUGGAACCAUUGGAGCUACUGUGAAGGACCUGUGUGUAUUAACAUUCUCUGUUGAAGACAAUCACUUUGUGAUUGUUCUUGCCUUAUCCACUGCGGUGGUAAGGAUAUUUUGCAACAGAGGUGUUUUUCACAUUGCUGUGGUUGCUGAACUGGAAGCUUGUGUGCAGAAGAUUGAUCUGAACAACAUGGAUGAGGAAAUGGCUGACAAGGAACCUGCUGAAAACUCCUCUGCUAAGGACCCUGCAGCUGCUGAAAAUUCCAAGGAACAGGAAAGGGAGUCUCAGGGGGAUGACAUUGAGCUGGAGGGCGAAGAGGAUAUUCUGCAUGCUGAAAUUGCUAAGCUGCAGGAUCACGCUGCUGAGCAGGAUACGCGCAUCCAGCAGCAGCAGUCACUCAUCACCAACCUCAAGAGGGAUCUCUCUGACCAGGACAACAAAAUCAAGUACCUGGAAGUUGAGCUCAAGAACAUGAAGCACGACGCCCGGGAGCACGUUCAUCAGCUGGCGAGGCAGACCUCAAAGAUCAACGAGCUGCGCGAGGCGUUCAGUGCCCUCCGAAGGGAGACCAUGUAUCGCCCUGCACCACGAGCGGAACCGCCUGCCAACUCUGCUAGCGGUCGCACCAACCCUUCUCGCUCUGGUGGUGCAGUGGGUGACCCUGGUCCUUCUACGCAGCGCGCUGCUGAGCCGAGCACGCAGGCUUUUGGCUCUCUGCCAAUCACCCUGCCGCCAUUCAUCCAUGGCAAGACGGACGUGGCUGCGUGGUUGUCGAUGAUGACCGACCUGUUCAAGGCGCACAAGGUCCAAGACGACGCUCGCGUCGUCGCUGCCACCACCGUGCUGGACCAGAAUGCACAGCGAGUGGUGUAUGGCAGCAAGAUCCAGGCUGAGGCGGAUAGGAAGCCGUUUGGAUGGGAGGAAUUCGCAUCUGCACUCAAGCAAGCCUUCCAGGGGGCUGCCUGA
This is a messenger RNA of Closterium sp. Yama58-4, 2559 nucleotides long. The record is from the annotation of a GenBank genome assembly. Lineage: Eukaryota; Viridiplantae; Streptophyta; Zygnematophyceae; Desmidiales; Closteriaceae.